This is a messenger RNA of Antrostomus carolinensis (chuck-will's-widow), 1711 nucleotides long. It is a transcript of the gene CTDP1, whose product is annotated as CTD phosphatase subunit 1. Gene Ontology annotation, molecular function: RNA polymerase II CTD heptapeptide repeat phosphatase activity. The record is from RefSeq and is a predicted model, not a curated record. Lineage: Eukaryota; Metazoa; Chordata; Aves; Caprimulgiformes; Caprimulgidae. The transcript is spliced from 6 exons. The annotation marks the transcript as partial. Gene Ontology annotation, cellular component: nucleus.
AGGAUACGAAGCAAGAAUGGAAAGCAGAACAUGCCAUUAUCCACAGCAACUGUGUCUAUGGUUCACAGUGUCCCAGAGCUGAAAGUUAGCUCUGAGCAAGCUGAGCAGCUAGGAAGAGAAGAUCAACAGCGACUACAUCGAAAUCGAAAACUUGUACUUAUGGUAGAUUUGGACCAGACGUUGAUCCAUACUACAGAACAGCACUGCCAACAAAUGUCUAAUAAGGGAAUAUUUCAUUUCCAGUUAGGUCGAGGUGAGCCUAUGUUGCACACUCGUUUGCGUCCUCAUUGUAAGGAAUUCCUGGAAAAAAUUGCCAAGCUGUAUGAAUUACAUGUUUUUACUUUUGGCAGCAGACUGUAUGCACAUACGAUUGCAGGAUUUUUGGACCCUGAAAAGAAGCUUUUUUCCCAUCGGAUAUUGUCAAGGGAUGAAUGUAUUGAUCCAUUUUCUAAAACUGGGAAUCUUAGAGAUCUCUUCCCAUGUGGGGACUCCAUGGUUUGCAUCAUUGAUGACAGAGAGGAUGUUUGGAAGUUUGCACCGAAUUUGAUAACUGUGAAGAAAUAUGUAUACUUUCAGGGGAUAGGAGACAUUAAUGCACCUCCUGGAUCAAGAGAAAUUCAAAUGAAGAAGAAAGUAAACCACUCUACCAAACCAGAGGCACUGGAUUCAGCAGUGACAUCAGCAAAAGAUGCUGAAGAAAUAAAGAAUACUACAUAUGUUGAAGAACAAAGCAAUGGUCUCAAGAAAGCUGCAAAGGACGCUUGCACUGCAAAUGGAAGUACUUCUGUAAGCAGUGAAACAUCUGACUGGAAUGUGACCUCUCAAGAGAAAGUUAAUGCCCAGGACUCCUUGAAUGAUCACAAAACGGACAGUGAGGUCACUAAUGAUUUGACAAAUAUAAAAGAAUCUCAGAUUUUUUCAGAACAAGUUGAUAAAACGGCAAUAGAGAAGCAGCAAACCCAAGAUAAGACAACAAAUGACUUGGACUUUGAACUGUCUAGUGACAGUGAAAGUGACAGUGGAUUAGAUCCCAGAAAGUCAUCUGCUUCUGUAUCAGAUAGUGAGAAUGAGGAGAAGAGAAGCUGGAAGAAAUCCAAAACACCUCUGCAGGAUGAAAAUUUGCAGAAAGGGAGUUGCACUGAUGUGAGUGAGAAAAAAGAUGGUCUGGUGAACCAUUCUGGGGACACACAGUCUCUACCUAGUGAGAAUGUUCAUGACAAAACUGACCUUGAAGCACAAGAAGAAAGUGAACAGGAGAGCCUUUGUGAUUUAGGAAACGGGUGUACAGACAAGAAAGAAGCUGAAACAGAGUCUCAGAACAGUGAACAGUCUGGAAUAACAAUGGGUGAGUCCUUAGACCAGAGUAUGGAGGAAGAAGAGGAGGAGGAUGAUACAGAUGACGAUGACCAUUUAAUAUACCUUGAAGAGAUCCUUGUGCGGGUUCACACUGAUUAUUACACAAAGUAUGAUAAAUACCUGAAAAAAGAGAUUGAGGAAAUUCCAGACAUCAGAAAAAUAGUACCAGAACUGAAAAGUAAAGUCUUGGCAGAUGUAACCAUAAUAUUUAGCGGACUCUACCCAACAAACUUCCCCAUUGAGAAAACACGGGAACACUAUCACGCCACAGCACUUGGAGCUAAAAUUGUGAAGAAUCUCGUACUGAGUGCUGAUGAUCCUGACAAAGCGACACAUCUCAUUGCAGCAAGGACAG